AUGUCGGAAAAGAUAUGUAGCGUUGAUGCAUACUACAGAGGCUAUGAUAUUGGAAACCACUUCAAUGAAUAUGCAGGAUUUGAUUGUGACUAUAGCUUGUACCCCAAUAAGGAUGCACAAUAUCAUUUCUUUAGGCAUUAUUUGAAGCCUGACGUACCACAAGAGGAGUUGAUUGAUAUUGUUUGGAAGACAUGGAUUGGAGGAGCACCUCGACCUCCUCUUCAAGGCGGCGAUGCUGGAGAUACAUCUUUCAUUCUCACUGUUCUAAUUGCUUUCAUCGCAAUCGCUGCUCUGAUAUUGAUUCCAGCAUCAUUGUCAGCAUCAAACAGCACUUUCUCGAUUUUACAUCAGGUCCUGGAAGGUCAUGUUGGGGUAUACUGGAGAGGGGGUGCCCUUCUCAAAACAAUUACUGAUCCAGGUUUUCAUUUGAAGAUGCCAUUGAUAACUCAAUUUGAGCCCGUCCAGGUGACUCUCCAGACAGAUCAGGUGAAGGAUAUUCCAUGUGGUACAAAGGGUGGUGUUAUGAUAUACUUUGAAAAGAUCGAGGUUGUUAAUCGUCUUCGUAAAGACUAUGUGUACGAGACUCUGCUCAACUACGGCGUACAGUAUGACAAACUAUGGAUUUAUGAUAAGAUUCAUCACGAGAUCAAUCAUUUCUGCAGUGCCCAAUCCCUUCACCAAGUUUACAUUGACAAGUUUGAUCAGAUAGAUGAAAAUAUGAAAGAAGCUCUGCAGGUUGACUGCACACGGUAUGCCCCAGGCAUUGAAAUUCUAAGCGUGCGUGUCACUAAACCCACUAUCCCACAAUCUAUAAGGCGCAAUUUUGAGCUAAUGGAGGAGGAGCACUCCAAGGUGUUGAUUUCUGUUGAGCAACAAGCGGUAGCUGAAAAAGAAGCUGAGACACAGAGAAAGAUUGCUUUAGCAGAUGCCGAGAAGCGUUGGCAGGUUAGCAAGAUUCACAUGGAACAGAUGCUGAGUGAGAAAGCUAGUGCCCAGAGGCAAGAGGAAAUUGAUAAUCAGAUGUACUUGGCCCGUGAGAAAAGCUUGGCAGAUGCCAACUACUAUAAAGUGAUAAAAGAAGCCGAAGCAAACAAGUUGAAGCUUACACCCGAGUUCCUUGAGCUCAAUUUUAUUCAAACCAUUGCAAACAACUCUAAAAUCUUCUUUGGAGACAAGGUCUGA
Molecule: messenger RNA, 1182 nt
Organism: Papaver somniferum (opium poppy)
Lineage: Eukaryota; Viridiplantae; Streptophyta; Magnoliopsida; Ranunculales; Papaveraceae
Product: erlin-2-B-like
Exons: 10
Coding region: 1-1182 (393 amino acids)
Biological process (GO): SREBP signaling pathway
Cellular component (GO): endoplasmic reticulum membrane; endoplasmic reticulum
Molecular function (GO): ubiquitin protein ligase binding; cholesterol binding
Source: RefSeq, a predicted model, not a curated record